Molecule: messenger RNA, 1263 nt
Organism: Lithohypha guttulata
Lineage: Eukaryota; Fungi; Ascomycota; Eurotiomycetes; Chaetothyriales; Trichomeriaceae
Gene: BAT2
Product: branched-chain-amino-acid transaminase bat2
Exons: 2
Coding region: 1-1263 (420 amino acids)
Biological process (GO): L-leucine biosynthetic process; L-valine biosynthetic process
Cellular component (GO): mitochondrion
Molecular function (GO): branched-chain-amino-acid:2-oxoglutarate transaminase activity
Source: RefSeq, a predicted model, not a curated record
AUGCUGCUUCCACGACUUCUACGCACCGCCAAUGGUACCACUCGCUCUUGCAAGCAAUUCCUGCAGAUAGAGACACGAACACGCCAGCUAAGGCCGUUCUCAUCGCAAUGGAGGUUACAGCAGCAGCUAGUAGAGGACGAUCUUACACACUUGCCGAACAUUGACCCUUCGAAGCUUGAGGUCACCAAAUCCAUAACUCCCAAACAGCUCGUGCCGAAUCAGGAUCUGGUGUUUGGAAGAAAUUUCACAGAUCAUAUGCUUUCUAUCGAAUGGACAGCGAGUCAGGGUUGGCUUACACCUCGAAUAACACCUUACCAGAACCUUUCUCUUGAUCCUGCGACCUGCGUGUUCCACUAUGCCUUUGAGGCUUUCGAAGGCAUGAAAGCUUACAGAUGCCCUCACGAUGCCUCGCUCCGUCUCUUUCGCCCAAACAAGAACAUGCAGCGUCUCAACAAAUCCGUCGCACGAAUUGCACUUCCUACCUUUGAUGGCGAUGCGCUGAUCGAGUUGAUCUCCGAAUUUUGCAAGCUCGAUCAGCGUUUCAUUCCGAAUGAAAAAGGAUAUUCCCUAUAUUUGAGACCAACGAUGAUUGGUACACAGAGAACCCUGGGGGUAGGCCCGCCAGGAAGCGCGCUGCUGUUUGUUAUCGCCAGUCCUGUUGGCCCAUACUAUCCUACAGGCUUCAAAGCGAUCAGUCUAGAAGCUACAGACUAUGCUGUACGUGCGUGGCCUGGUGGUGUCGGUGACAAGAAGCUUGGUGCUAAUUAUGCGCCUUGCAUCGUGCCACAGCUGAAAGCUGCAAAGAGAGGAUUCCACCAGAAUCUGUGGCUAUUCGGCGAGGAGGAGUUCAUCACUGAGGUCGGAACGAUGAAUUUGUUCGUCUGCGUCAAGGACAAGCAAACUGGUCAGAAAGAGUUGGUCACCGCACCACUUGACGGAACCAUUCUCGAAGGUGUAACAAGAGACUCCGUGUUGGCCCUAGCAAGAGAGAGGUUGGAGCCUCAAGGCUGGAAGGUCAGCGAGAGAUAUCUAAGAAUGAAGGAUUUGGCCGAGGCAGAGCAAGAAGGGCGUCUACUCGAAGUCUUUGGUGCUGGAACCGCAGCUAUUGUCAGCCCAAUAAGAAAGAUCUCCUGGAAAGACCAGAUGAUCGGAUGUGGUCUGAAAGAGACAGAGGAAGCUGGUGAAAUUGCUCUAAAGAUGAAAAACUGGAUAGAGGCGAUCCAGUAUGGAGACGAGGCGCAUGAUUGGAGUUGGAAGAUAUGA